This is a messenger RNA of Dicentrarchus labrax (European seabass), 1927 nucleotides long. RefSeq names its product leucine-rich repeat-containing protein 10B. The record is from RefSeq and is a predicted model, not a curated record. Gene Ontology annotation, molecular function: protein binding. The transcript has 2 exons. Lineage: Eukaryota; Metazoa; Chordata; Actinopteri; Moronidae. Bases 444 to 1640 code for a protein of 398 amino acids.
GGAGGGAGGCAGCAGUUCAAUGUAAACCUUCACACUGAUGGAGAGAAAGCGGACAACAUCAGGAGUCACUCAGUCAGUCCGCGCUGCAAUUUCUCAAAAUGUUAUAUUUCUUACCCCAGAGCGGAUUAUAACUCCGGGAGAGCUCGGCCUCUAAUGCGGAGCAGCUGCAUUAACUAGUGGACAGACUUCCAUUAACUCGCUUUUUCUUUGCCGGCGGCCAGGUCACCGAGCUGCGCGCACUGUGCGCUUAUCCACCGACUCCCGGCAGGAAGAGGGCCAGCAAACUGACUAUUUAGUGCCUUAGUGCCACUUUUUUUUCCCUUGUUCUGAUAGAGAGACCUGAUCACGUGAGCAGGUGACCUCGAAGCUGUUGUCUGUCUCUUAAAAAGCCUCGAGGAAGUUAAAGAGGAGAGGAAACGGAGUCAGGGGCUGCAGGCCACGACAUGGGCAACUCCUCUAGGAAGGGAGAUGCAGAAGGAGAGGAAGAAGAAGGGGGGAUGGAUGGCGAGGAGGCAGAAAUGACCAAAAAGAAGAAAGAAGAGGAAGAGGUGGAGGACGAGCUUCCACUUGGGGUGGAGGAGUUAUUUGAGAGUGGCGACCCCGUGCUGGACUUGAGCUACCGUAAGUUUAAGCGGUUACCUUCACGUGUUUGUGGACUGAUGCAUCUGGAGAAGCUGUACGUUUGCGGGAACAGCCUGCGCACUCUGCCGGACAGCAUCUCCCAGUUGCAAGGCCUGCGGAUACUCGCCCUCGACUUCAACAAGAUGGAAGACGUCCCUCCGGCCGUCUGCCAGCUCAUUAACCUCACUCGCCUCUACCUGGGAAGCAACCGGCUGAUGACCCUCCCGCCUGACCUGAGGAACCUGCAGAGUCUGCGCUGCCUUUGGAUGGAAAGCAACUACUUCCAGAGUUUCCCACGGGAGCUCUACGACCUGCCCAACCUCAAGUCCCUUCAGAUUGGGGACAACCGGCUGAAGACGCUGCCCGCUGACCUCUGGCGUAUGGAGGCUUUGAGGGGAUUAUGGCUUUACGGGAACCGCUUUGAUACCUUCCCUAAAGUCCUGCUGCGCAUGGAGAACUUGGAGAUACUUGACCUGGACCGCAACAAGAUAUCAGAGUUUCCCAGCCUGAAGCGACUCCGAGCCCUGCGCCUUUUCUCUUACGAUCACAACCCAGUGGAGUCCCCUCCCAAAGUGGGCGAGGAGGUGCUCGUGGUUGGGGAAGGUGCUCUAGAGUUCUUGGAGGCGCGUGAGGCCAGGAACGAGAGGCGACGAAAGGCCGCAGAGAAAGAGGCCGAAGAGUUGGCUCUGGCAGGGGAGGAGCCGGUGAUUCACGGCAUCCUGAAGAACAGCAGCUCCAACUCAAAACAAGCAGCGAACGAAUCUUCUGUGACUUUAGGGGACGUGGACUUCAAAGAGGAAGAGGCAAAAGAGGAGGAGGAUGCGGAGCUGCCAGUCACUGAGUAUGACAGAGAUGAGCUUGAAUAUGACGAGGAGGGGGUUGAAUAUGAGACGGAGGAGCUGAUAUGUGAGGGAGAGGGGUUCGAGUAUGAGGGAGAGGAGCUGGAGUAUGAGAGGGCACAGAUGGACUAUGAGUACGAGGAGCUGGAGGACACGGGGAGACAAGAUGAAGGUGCAUGAAAAACCCCUCAUACAUCCAGACUCAGAUGAUCUGCAGGCAGGUAGAGGAGGUGGGCGACAGAGGGGUGGGACAUUCUUAGCUGUGCUGCUAAUUCCUAAUCUAUUGUUAACUGUGAAAAUAAACGAGCAUUGAGGCAUUAUGAUGAACUUUAAACUGACAGCACAUGUGAUAUCUAAAUCAGCUGCAAAUAACCACAUUAGAGCAGGACUCAGGUGGAGAGCGUGUGUGUGUGUGUGUGUGUGUGUGUGUGUGUGUGUGGCUAUUUUCUGAGUGUACACAGGAGACC